Molecule: messenger RNA, 3816 nt
Organism: Kwoniella shivajii
Lineage: Eukaryota; Fungi; Basidiomycota; Tremellomycetes; Tremellales; Cryptococcaceae
Exons: 8
Coding region: 1-3816 (1271 amino acids)
Molecular function (GO): protein binding
Source: RefSeq, a predicted model, not a curated record
AUGUCAGAAUGGGAGAGAGACGGAUCACCAAUGCCAUCGGGACCUCCUCCGGUCACUUUCGGUAAACUCACUUUGAUGAAGAGGAAGGGAGGUGGAGACGUACAGACCAUCCCAUUGGAUGCUGAAAGAAUAACAUUUGGACGUGAUUAUGAUUGCGACGUUCGGUUAUACUACUCUGACGUCUCCAAGCUCCACUGUGAGAUCAUCUUCGAUGCUGUAUCUGGCAAGGCUGUACUUCACGUCAAGGGUACCAAUGGUCUUCUUCACAAAGCCAAUGAAGGUUCACCAAUAACAUAUAAACCACCCACCGAUAUCUCUCUCUCUGAUGGAGAUAUAAUCACUAUCCGAAAGAAACCUUUCCGAUUUGAAUAUGGCGGAUCGUCAGAAUCGCCUAUUCCUUUCUCCCCUGCUGUUCAAACCACUAAACUCCACGCAAUGGCACCAUCACCUGCUAAACAGCCUGCAUCUGGCUCUCCAAAGGGUCACCCAAUCCGAAGACGUGCAUCCCACCGACUUUCGCUCGUACCAGAGGGUAAAACCUUUGUUCCUCUUUCACCUAUCAAGAAUCGACGAGCCAGUUCCCUCGGUUUGGGUGGUAUGGGUACUCCUGCUAAAUUGAAUGGAAAGUCUAAACUCAGUGAAGAAGUUCCCCAAGAGCAAGAUGAAGAGAUUGAAGAAUCAGUGUUGGACAUAGCCGACGGGGAUGAAGGAGAUAUGGUUUACCUUGAAGUAAACGAAGAAGAGGGAGAAACCGUUAUUGAAAACGCCAAUAUCGCUAUUAAGCCUGUCCACGAGAAUGCAUUCAUGACACCUCAACCGGCUCGUAAAGCUGCUUUGCGUAAUACCAGUGCUGUAGCUCGGACUCGUAAACAAACCGGGAAUCAAACGAUUCAACCUGCAGAUCCAGAGACAACCUCAACGUCUCCAGUAUCGAAAGAUACUCCAACACCAGCGACCCCACCUAAAACGCCACGAUCUGUACCACUUCCUAUGCCAGCAGACACACCGUACAACCCACCUUCUACUCCAUCGGCCGAAAAGGCUAGUUCCACACCCAUCCCAGCUCGUGUAGCUAUGUCUACUCCUAAAGGACCAGCCACGCUGCGUAAGGCCUUGCUUCUCCGCUCAGCUAGGAAAGUAUGGCAAGAGUCUAGAGCAUCAGGAGUCGAAGGUGCGAUCGAGUCAGGGGAUGUCGAAAUCAGGAGAAAAAGUAUCAGUCCAAAGAAUAAGGCAGGUAGAAGAAGUAUCAAUCCUAUUUCUGAAUCUCCUAUUAUCAGACAUGACCCCGAGAACGGGGAAGAUACUUCUGAGGACCCUGAGGCGGCCCAGCAAGAACAAUUGGCUAAUGACGGAGAACCAAAAUGGAUUCAGGAAGAUGGUACUGCUGAAGUUUCCUUUGAAUCAAACUCUAGUGGAGAUUCACUAGAGGCCGAUAUCUCUUUGGAUAUCCCUGGUGGUCAAGGUGUCAAUCAGUUCUCCCCUGUCGACCCAAACGCGGAAGAAGAGUAUAUGAAUAAUGAUCUAUAUCUUGAAGGCGAGGAAGACAAAGACCAGGAUGAAGGUGAAGAGAUGGAAGACAUCGAGGAAGAAGCGCAAGGAGAGGGCCAGUAUGAGGAAUAUGAAGAAGCGGUCAACCUUCCCGCCGAUAUUUCGGUUGAAGACAUUCACUCCGAAGAGCUUCCCCACGAAGACGAGGGAGAGGCUGACCAAGAUGAGACCAUGUCCCUUCCUGGUACACCUCACCCUCGACGACCUCUCUCGGCCACAUUCUUCACACCACAGACCCAACGGCACAUACUCAAACAACCCCGCCGAUCAUUGGCGGGUAUUGGUGGACCUCCAGUUCGAUUUGAGCGUCUCCCAGCAACGCCAAACUCACUCAGGCCCACUCCGGCACCACUCGGAUCAAUGGGUAAACCAUCUCGCAGAGUCGUCCUGUCUGCAUCAGACCAACCGAAAGAACAAGAAGAGCAUGUAGCAGAGAAGAAGGUUUUCAUGACUCCAGUCAAAUCAGAAGCUGCUCGAGCUGAAGCCAAACGACGAAGAGAGUCCCUUGCUACACCUCGACAGCUUCCUGCUCCUCCCGCCAGCGGGUUCAAGAAUCCUGUGAUGGAGACCAGGCUUUCCGACUUGAUGUCAACUCCUUCUCAUCCUGCACUGGCUCCAACAUCGCCAGAAGCUGAAAUGGCUGAACAAUCGGAUCAAGCAAGAGUAGUUCCUGGUACACCAAUGGAUGAUCUCAAACACCGACUCAAUAAGAUGCGUCAACAAUCUACCAAAAAGGCUGAUAGGAGAUUCACCGUUGGAUUUGCUCUUCCAUCAACGCCAAGUAGACAUGAAUUACCGCAGACAAAUUCUUGGAGCGUCAAUCCUAGAAGAAUAGAAGGGAAAGGUCCAAAAACUCCUAUCUUCCCUAAAAUUAGAAAAGAAGAUCCAAUUGCUGAAUCCCCAAGUGGAUCAACGUCUCGUCUAGAAGAUAACGAAACAGCUGAAGAAAUCGAAAUCAAAUUACCUUCUUCGCCUGAAUAUGAGACUCCUUCUUCACCCUCCACCCCCUUAUACACGGUUUCAAGAGAGAUGCUUCAACCUAAUCUUCCAGCCAAGACCCCAGAUCUGUCAGGUUUGCGGACACUUUUCCCUGCUACACCCAAACAGCAAGCUUCACCUUCAUUAGCAGGAGUAAGGGAAAUGAUGAGACAACCCAUCAUCCCUUCUACACCCAAUUUCAUCGGAAUGAGAGAUAUGUUCCAGGUGCCUAAAGUCGCCCAAACUCCUGAAUUUGAAGGUGUGGGUGAGAUGUUUGAAGAAGAACAAGAGGACUUGGAUCAAACAGAAGAUGUUAUAGUAGUAACCAUGGAGGAGACAGAGCAGGAAAAAGCAGAGGAAGCAGAGCAGGAGGAAGAAGAAGAGGACGAGGAGGAGGAAGAAGUCGAGCAGGUAGAAAUAAGACGACCUAGGAAGAUUGAACGACCCGUUGAGGUCAAGCCUAUCACUAGCAAACCGGAAGCUGAAUCAAAGCUCCCUCGUCCAACAGCCUCUACUUCCUCCUCAACGUCUACCGCAUCCCGCGCUCGUGGUAUUGUUUCCACCCAAAAAGAAGAUGAUAGCGUUGCCACUUUUGCCACAAUCCCUGCUAAAGCAGCAGCUAGUGCGACCAGUAAAAUCCCAGCGCGAAAAAUGACUGCAACCAAGGUUGUCAGGUCUUUGACACUUGAAAUGAAACCUAAACCGUCUCGAAGCCGAAAAGCGGCAGAAGUGACUGAAAGUGAAGAGUCGACUUCAAAACCAACUCGAGCUAAAAGGACCGCUUCCGUUGAUCCUGAACCAGCAUCUGCUCCUUCAAGAGCUACAACAAGUAGAUCAAGAUCUACAAGGGCUAGGACUACAGCUGAACCUGAAGAACAACCACAACCGAUAUCAGAACCAGUAAAAACAACGAGAAACAAAUCCACCUCAUCUAGAGCUGUUCGUAAAGUUGCAGAAGAGGAAACAGAAAAGGAAAUAUCCAAACCUUCAAGAAGUAAGAGGCCCUUAGCUCAAUUACCUGAACAAAUCAUUGAAGAAGAGAAAGUCCAUUCAACUUCCUCAAGAGGUAAGAAGUCUACCACAUCGACAAGUAAAACGACUGAAGCAUCCUCGAAAGACAAAGUAUCAGCUCCUUCAAGAAAGAAAGUUGCGAACAAGGAGAAUGAUGAAACUGUUGAAGAAGAACAAGAAAAACCUAAGAAAAGAAUCGUUGCAGCGAGUAACAAGAAAGAGGAAAGUAAGAGUGGUGUUCCGGUGGCUGUUAGUAGAGCGACCAGGAGUAGAAAGUGA